CCUGCCACUACAGGAAUGUUGCUAAUCAAUUUCUCCAGUUCGCCAUGAAAAGACGGUGAUUUUAAACGAAAACCAGCAGCCACCGGAACCAUGUCACACCAUAAUGUGGUUAACGGAUGCAAACUGGUCGCCAUGCUCCUUCUUUGGCUUGGCCCCGCUGCUGCAGACAAACACACGGGCCAUGCUCAGGCAGCAGAGCGCCAGGAGCACCCUGCACACGGCGCUGUUGGAUUGGAGGAGGUGGUGCUGGUGAUCCAGAGUCAGAGGAACUCAUACCACGCCCGUCGAGCUGAUCAGAGGAGACUGGAGAUUCUGCAGCAGGCAGCUGGAUUUGGACAGGGAGUUCCAGUUGUUCUUCUUCUCCAUGAGCUGUCAGAGUAUGAAGGGCACUGGAGUAUCCUCCCUGCACUUCCUCAUCUCUCUGCCACUUACAGCCAAUCAGCAUCCUGGUUUUUCUUCAUAGAGGAGGAAACCAGAGUAACACUGUCUGCUCUGCUGCAGGUCCUCCACAGAUAUCAAGUCCAAGAGGAAUGGUUUUUGGGUAAGGGUCUCCACGAUAAUGAGGCCUCCAUCAUCCACCACUACGCCUUCUCUGAGGACCCCGGUUCUUUUAGUUACCCUGACCCUGCAGCUGGCUGGGCUCUCAGCACACCGCUGCUCCAGAGGCUGGCUGAGCGGAUCCAACACGAGCAUCUGAAGUCCGAUUUUACCAUCGACUUGAAACACGAGAUUGCGUUGUAUAUUUGGGAGGAAGGAAACGGCCCAAGGCUGACAGCAGUUCCAGAGUUUUGUACAGAGAUAAGAGACAACUGUGCUACAACAUUUACAACCUACCUGCCCAACUGUGGAGAUCCAGUGUCAAAGAAAGACGUAUUUGUUGCUGUGAAAACUUGCCAAAAGUUCCACUUGGAGCGAGUACCAGUGGUGAAAGCAACCUGGGAGAAAGACGCUGGGCUUUUAGAGUUUUACAGCGAUGUCACCGAUGCCUCCAUACCCACCAUCAGCCUGGGAGUGCCCAAUACUGAGAGAGGACAUUGUGGGAAGACUUUUGCCAUCUUGAGGCGGUUCCUGAGCACAGCUGUGCCAAAGGCAAACUGGCUGCUCAUUGUUGAUGACGAUACACUCAUCAGUUUACCCAGGUUGCGGCGACUGCUGCGCUGCUAUGACCCAAAGGAGGCCGUGAGCCUGGGGGAGAGAUACGGCUACGGCUUGGUUCAGAACGGAUACAGCUACACGACGGGAGGAGGAGGGAUGGUGCUGAGUCGGGUGGCUGUGGCCAGGCUAGUUUCCAGUGGUUGUAGCUGCUACAGUGAUGAUGCUCCUGAUGACAUGGUGCUGGGCAGGUGCUUCACUUCCCUGGGUGUCCCCAUCACACACAGUCCACUGUUCCACCAGGCCCGACCGGAUGACUACUCUGAGACACUGAUCUCCUCACAACAGGCCAUCUCCUUCCACAAGCACUGGAACAUAGAUCCUGUGGCUGUCUACAAACACUGGCUGCAGGACACACAUCCACGAGAUGAACUGUAGAAGCACUGCGUGUGUACAGUAUGCAAUAUAGAAGCUGCACAACAGCGUAGAGCUAAAGAACACACAAACUGUUAUACCUGGCUAACAUGUCCUGAAAUUGAAGUUUUACAGCCUUAAUACCUGCAUUCACAAAUAUUUUUGAUAUGAUAUUCAUAUUCUUAUUCAUAUUUUAUGAUAGAGUCAGAGCUAAAAAGCUCCAUUAAAAGGCAAAGGAAAGUUGCUGAGUGGACGCUAACGUUUCCUUGCCUGUGCUGGAUGUGUCAGCAGAUGAUUGUGUGCUAACACGUGAGCCAUAACAGCAGCAUGGACAUGAAGACGGCUGUCUGUCUGUUGGUUUUUCUGCCUGCUAGUGGCCUAGUGUCGAUUACUGUAAGUAGCUUGAACCAUAACAUUUUCAAAACUGACAAUUUAGCUACUGAAAUCCUCACUUCUACUAACAAAAAAGUCUAUAACAACGCUAGUGGCUCUGCAGUGCUUUGAGCUAACGUCAGCAUGCUAACAUACAAAGAUGAUGCUAACAUGUGUUCACUGUGGUCUGCAUCUUAGUUUAGCCGGUUAGCAUGCUAACAUUUGGUCUUUGGGAAUCUUUUGAUUUUAAAGGUAUUUGGUCAUAAAUUAAAGUAUUUUUGUCAAUCCAUCCAUUGAUUAUUGAGAUAUUUUCGUCUGGACCAAAGAAGUGGACGAACCGACGGACCACGCUGACACUUUAAAUUUCUAUGUCGCUGAAAAGAUUUUCAGUGUUUAUUUUAUGUUAUUUAUUUCGCCAGGUAAGCCUGAUGGGUGAUAAUUUCUUCAAGGCAGAUCUGGUCAUGACAGAAGCAUACAGUUUUUCAGACAAAACAGUACAAAAUAAGGCUAAAGCCAAAAGAAAAUACUAAAAAAACAAGUAACGGUAGGAAGAAGUAACAAAGGAGUCAUCUACUAUAAUUAACAAUAGUCUUGAUUUCAAUAAGACAUAUCAGAUUUCCCAAUUUAAGUUUCAUUUUAACUGCCAACCAGAUGAUAUUAACAUGAAGAUAAUCAAUUUAUUUCAGUAUUGUUUUGUAAUAUUUCAGUCAAAUACACUUUCUAAUAAGAAUAGUCAUUUGUGGAAAUACAGCGUGUUAGAUUUCCCAAAAUGUCCAACUAUUCCUUUAAAUUUUACAUUUUUAAAGAUAUAUUUUUAUUAUCUCUGAAAUAAAAUUCAGAAUUCUGCGUGAAAAGUGGUGUGUACAUAUUUUUAUGAAUUUGGCACAUUGGAGUAUGACUGUGUGAACGAGUCUCUAAUGGAGGAAUUUUCAGUCGAAGUUUGCAGAACUUUAUUUUUGAUCUGUGAACAGCAAAACUGCGUAUGUGAGUUAAUCAGUGGUGAUGUGUGUGAGAGUAACUGCAGCCACAGCUAGCAAGCCUGCAUUAAUAUUAAAAUGCCGUUCUGCAGCUGUUUUUGUGAAUAUAAAGUAUUGAUGUUUGCGUGUGCUUGCUGACAACCUGUGAUUUCCUUAAG
This is a messenger RNA of Chelmon rostratus (copperband butterflyfish), 3013 nucleotides long. RefSeq names its product beta 3-glucosyltransferase b (gene b3glctb). Lineage: Eukaryota; Metazoa; Chordata; Actinopteri; Chaetodontiformes; Chaetodontidae. Gene Ontology annotation, molecular function: acetylglucosaminyltransferase activity. The record is from RefSeq and is a predicted model, not a curated record. Gene Ontology annotation, cellular component: membrane. Bases 91 to 1530 code for a protein of 479 amino acids. The transcript is spliced from 15 exons.